UCACAAGACAAAAUGCAAUUUUUUAAAAUUCUCAAUUACAUACCUUUUGCCCAACCUCAUAGUCCCUCCCUUCUCAUCGCCAUUAUACUCCGGCAUAUCGACAAUAACCGCAUGCUCUGUCUCAGGAUCAAUCUCCAUACUAUUAGCAGCUUCCAGUCCCAAAACAUUCCUCGCGAAUUCAAUAACAGCGACUUGCAAUCCCAGACAAAUUCCCAACAUCGGUUUAGAAUUGACUCUGCACCACUUGCAAGCUGAAAUUUUCCCCUCAAUUCCCCUUUUGCCAAACCCUCCGGGUACAAUAACUCCAUCGCUCUUGCACAACUUUUGCCAGGCCUCGUGAUAAAGCACAGGAUUAUCCGCAAGAGUUGCAUUCUCCAAAUUAGCCGCUUCAAUGUGGUCAAAUCUGUCCGAUAGGUCGCGCCACUUGCGCAUGAAACUCCUGGGUCUUUCUGGCCCCACGUGAGGAAGAUCCAGCUGCAGCCGCUCGUUGAGGAACUCAAUGACUCCUUGAGACUCCAUUAAUAAUGGAACACGAUAGAUGGAGCUGAGGUCGUGGAUUGUGAUGACUUGUUCUGGAGCCACGUGGCAGAAGUUAGACACUUUGUCCUUGACUGAGGGACCGAUUGGCUGCUCCGAGCGGCAGACUAUCAAAUCAGGUGAUAGGCCCAGGCCGCGAAGUUCCCGAACUGAAGCUUGGGUUGGCUUUGUUUUAGGCUCGCCUGUGCUCCGUGGUUGAGGAACUAGUGACACGUGCGCCACGCAGAAGUUCUCCUUCUUGACGCGGAACUGGAACUGACGGAACGCUUCUACGAACGGCAUGCCCUCUAUGUCUCCGAUUGUACCACCGAGUUCUAUUACACAGACCCGAGGUUGGCUGUUGGACUCUGUUACCGGUUGCUGGGAGACUCUUUCAACCCAUUCUUGGAUGCAGUCGGUUAUGGAAAGUUUAAUGGAUACCUUGAACUGUUUUGCCGAGGUAGUCGCCGUGGCGCUCCUUGUUGAUGACAUGCUGGUACACCUUGCCGGUGGUUAUGUUAUUGUCACGGUGCAGGGUUAUGUCUAG
Messenger RNA from Cotesia congregata, 1063 nucleotides. The record is from the annotation of a GenBank genome assembly. NCBI's taxonomy places the organism in Eukaryota, Metazoa, Arthropoda, Insecta, Hymenoptera, Braconidae.